UUGUAAAUUACUAAACCGAUACUCGAUGUAUAGUAAUUUCAAUGACCAUUGCCGGAAAUUUCUGAGUUGGGAACUUAGGACAUAACAGUUGAUAGUUAUAUAGUACGUAUUUCGUUUCGAAGCUUAAAAUAAACAUGAGUUUCAUGGUUUCCAAGUGUUUUUGCAACGUUAUACGAACCUUGUCUCGCUCUAAUUACACGAGUGCCAUAAGCUUAAAAAAUCUACAUCCAAAUAGUUCGUUGAAAAUUACCACACCAUCACCUGAACAGUUGUCAGUUGAUGAUAAAAUUUUCACGGGAUAUAUACCAAUUGAAGAACUGGAUAUCACAUAUAGCACUUCUAGUGGUCCAGGUGGUCAGAAUGUUAACAAGGUCAAUACCAAAGUUGAUUUGAGAUUCAAGGUGGAAUCGGCUAAAUGGCUCAAUGAAGAAGUCCGACGGAAACUUAUCGAUAUUCACCAAAAUAAACUGACUAAAGAGGGAUAUUUGGUAAUUCGGUCAGAAAAGACACGGUCACAACAACUGAAUCUUGCAGAUGCCAUGGAACGAUUACGUUCUCUCGUAUGGAAAGCUACUGAACCUGAGCCAAAGCAAUCUGAAGAAACCAUUGAAAAAAUAAGACGCAGGAUUGAGAAAGCAAAUCGCACAAGAUUGAUAGAAAAGAAAAUGAAAUCCUUGACCAAGAGCAAUCGUCAAGCACCAACAGUGUUCUAAGUACAUGUAUAAUACGUUGCAUAGCGUGCAUUAUUGAUUGAUUCAGCAAGGGAACAAAAUUAUUAUUCACUUUGCUGUAACAUUUUUAUCUUAUAUUAAUAUUUAAUACAAAAUGUUAUUUGUAAAUAAAAUUGAAGUAGUUAUUCAUUCUAUUACAAAGGUUGCUUCUAGUAUCUAAUAUAAUCAAUUUUAAUAAUUCAGUCAUAAAAAAGUCACUACUAUAAAUCAAGUUCGAGUAUACCUUAAUGUAUAACAUUUGAAUUCUAUGUGAUAAAUCAUUGAAUAUAAUGAAACUAAUCCUACUGUUAUUAACUUAAAAUGAAUGCUGUAUUUGGAAAUAUUUGUUGCGUACUAUAAUUAAUCAUGAUUUACAUUAUAGCAAUAAGUUUUAUGUCUUUUCAAAUGCUGUAUCCAUUUAAUAACCACUCAUUAGGAAUUACCUCAUAAUGCAUUUUCAAACCUUAGUUUAUAAAAUUAA
Molecule: messenger RNA, 1191 nt
Organism: Rhopalosiphum maidis (corn leaf aphid)
Lineage: Eukaryota; Metazoa; Arthropoda; Insecta; Hemiptera; Aphididae
Product: peptidyl-tRNA hydrolase ICT1, mitochondrial
Exons: 4
Coding region: 135-713 (192 amino acids)
Biological process (GO): mitochondrial translational termination
Cellular component (GO): mitochondrial large ribosomal subunit
Molecular function (GO): translation release factor activity
Source: RefSeq, a predicted model, not a curated record